UUGGCAUUUGCUCAGCUGUCGCCAUGUGACGAUUUUUUUGGUGCAACUGUUGUUGUCGGUUUUAUGGGUGCGGGCGCAUCCAAUAUGUCAUCCCAUAACUCAGAAACACAAUUGAAUGCAAGUUGUAGCAAUUUGUUAGGUGAAUCGACUGGAUUAAGAACCAUAUAAAAAGACUCGACCCGACCAGAGUCAAAUAUCAGUCAACGUUCGUUCACGGCACGACAGCAAUCAACAACCAAAAAUGUUCAAGUUUGUGAUGGUGUUCGCAGUUUUGGGAGUGGCCGCCGCCGGCGUAGCGCAUGUUCCCCAUCCUCAGGUACCCCACCCAGUGGGACGCUCCGAGGAUGUCCAUGCCGAGGUCAAGUCCGAGCACAGCGAUGUUCGCGCCGACGGCUUCGAUGCUGAUCUCCUGGUGUCCAACAGCAUUCAGCAGGCUUCCAGCGGUGAUGUCCAUGGCAACAUCCACGGCAGCUUCAGCUGGAUCUCGCCCGAGGGCGAGCACGUUGAGAUCAAGUAUGUGGCCGACGAGAAUGGCUACCAGCCCGUGGGUGCCGUGCUCCCCACUCCACCACCAAUCCCAGAGGCCAUUGCCCGUGCCGUUGCCUGGCUGGAGGCGCACCCACAGGCCCCCGAGCCCGUUCACCAUUCCCAUCACUAAGGUCCCACCCUGAAUACCGAUCGCACCAUGGACUGUUCUCUGGAUACCUU
Molecule: messenger RNA, 708 nt
Organism: Drosophila persimilis
Lineage: Eukaryota; Metazoa; Arthropoda; Insecta; Diptera; Drosophilidae
Product: larval cuticle protein 1
Exons: 2
Coding region: 242-658 (138 amino acids)
Cellular component (GO): chitin-based extracellular matrix
Molecular function (GO): structural constituent of chitin-based larval cuticle
Source: RefSeq, a predicted model, not a curated record